GGAGUAGAUACACCAAGAAAAAGGACCACACCCAACAGGCAGCGAGAUACCGGACAUUUUCUCGCAAAUCGACAGAAUAAAUUCAUACCUUUGAUUAUCAGCUCUAUACUGCAACCGCCAUCAUGAAGAUCUAUUACAUGGGAAUUCUCCGCAACGAGACCAAGCCUGCCUUGGAGCUCUCUGGAGAGAAGGAUCUCAGCAGUUUCUCGAGAUUUACCCGCGAGAACUACAAUGAGUUUAUGAUGCUAUUCACAAAGACAGUGGCCGAACGAACAAAACCUGGCCAGAGGCAAACAAUUGAAGAGAAGAGCUAUACCUUCCAUUCCAUGAGCCGAGAUGGCAUUGCAGGUGUCAUUGUCAGCGACAGCGAAUACCCCCCACUCGUUGCACAACAACUACUUUCUAAGAUCACCGAUGAAUUCAUCUCCAAACACCCACACUGCGAAUACGCCAAUCCAACCCUCCCAGAGAGAAGCUUGUCGUUCCCCCAACUCGCUGAAUAUAUCAAGAAGUACCAAGACCCGUCGCAGGCAGACUCGAUUAUGAAGAUUCAACAGGAACUAGACCAGACCAAGAUUGUCCUACACAAAACGAUUGAGUCCGUUCUAGAGCGAGGUAUGAUUCUCAUCUAGUUAUGAGAGAUGCGAAUCUGAUCUUUUUCAGGCGAAAAAAUUGACAGCUUAGUUGCCAAAUCUGACGGUCUUUCUGCUCAGAGCAAGAUGUUUUACACUCAAGGUUUGUCUUCAUGCUUAUUCGGAGAAUUUAUGCUAACGUCUGCUAGCCAAGAAGCAAAACUCCUGUUCGUACCUAAUCCCAACUUCUUCAACUCUCAAGGCUUGUCUAACUGACAAAUCUAGGUUGUAUUGUUAUGUAAUUGCCAUCGUUUGGUUACUUGACUAUUUGAAGUCAUUGAAAGAAGCUUCGUCCAUAUUAGCACCGUUGUCUCGGUUUGAUUUCAACCCACCCAUGAUUCCCGACUUCCUGUUUUCUCUUGUCUCAUUUGAGUUUAGAAAUGUCAAUACUGCGUUUUCGGUACAAAGCAUCUUCACCCUUGUUCGACUCUUGUCCUUCGUUUUAUGUUUAUUGGUUUAUUUCAGGUCAAUAACGAUAUACAAAUCACAUCAAUAUACACAAUUUUUUACUCC
This is a messenger RNA of Talaromyces stipitatus ATCC 10500, 1145 nucleotides long. Its product is annotated as SNARE protein Ykt6, putative. Gene Ontology annotation, biological process: endoplasmic reticulum to Golgi vesicle-mediated transport. Gene Ontology annotation, cellular component: Golgi apparatus. NCBI's taxonomy places the organism in Eukaryota, Fungi, Ascomycota, Eurotiomycetes, Eurotiales, Trichocomaceae. The transcript is spliced from 9 exons. The record is from RefSeq and is a predicted model, not a curated record. Bases 123 to 632 code for a protein of 169 amino acids. Gene Ontology annotation, molecular function: SNAP receptor activity.